Schistocerca cancellata (South American locust) is the source of this 2617-nucleotide messenger RNA. Its product is annotated as transient receptor potential cation channel protein painless-like. Gene Ontology annotation, biological process: monoatomic ion transport; transmembrane transport. Bases 1 to 2262 code for a protein of 753 amino acids. Lineage: Eukaryota; Metazoa; Arthropoda; Insecta; Orthoptera; Acrididae. Gene Ontology annotation, cellular component: membrane. Gene Ontology annotation, molecular function: protein binding; monoatomic ion channel activity. The record is from RefSeq and is a predicted model, not a curated record. The transcript has a single exon.
AUGCUGGCCGUGGAGGCGGCGGAGUUGGACUGCGUCGAGAGACUGCUGGCGCGUAGCGAUCUGGAGGCCGGCAAAGUGGAUGCGCGCGGUCGCACCGUGCUGCACUAUGCAGCGCUCGCCGCGCCCACCGACGACGGCGUCGACUGCCUGCGUCAGCUGCUGGAAAGGCGUGACCUGCACCCGGCAGUCCCUGACGCAGAGGGCCACAAACCGGCAGACGUGGCCGCCGAUCUACAGGUGCGCCAAAUGCUGGAGGAGGCGUGUUCUCGACGGUCGCCGCCUCUCCUUGUUCGUCAGAAACGAUCCAUGCUGAUUUCACAGCAAACUUCCCCGUGGCAGCGCUAUUUCGAUAGCCUGGUCAUUGGCGACUACGAAUCAUUCAUAAAAGACAUCGACGAGCUAGGCGAAGAGGGAAGAGAGAUUUUGGAUAACAAGAGCGGGCAGUACACACUACUGCAAUUCGCUGUUAUCAGAGGACAGUGCGAGGUGGUCAAAGCUUUGCUCGAUAAGGGCGCUGACCCCAACUGUAUCGGCGUCUCCGACAAGCACGCUAGCCCUCCCCUGGUGCUGGCCUCAUUUAUAGCGUCUAAAGGAAAAGACAGCGUCGCUAAAAAAAUGAUAACACUGCUGCUCCAGACAGAAAGGACCGACGUCAACGCCAGCAACGUCCGAGGGUACACAGCGCUGCAUUUCGUGUCCAGGAACGCUGAUCUGAAUACAGUUAUUGAACUCCUCAACCGCGGUGCCAAUAUGAGAGCAAAGAGCUCCUAUGGCGAGUAUCCACUCAGUGCUGCGAACGUCGACGCACUACUCAACAACAGUCUCAGCUCUACCGACAACUGCUUGCCGACACAUCUCCAGUACGUCAUAAAAUUCAACUUCAGUCUGCUGCUCACCGAUGUCAGGUCAUCAGUUCCUACGCCAUUUGCUAAAAUAUUACACAGGGACACUAAAGAUCCAGAGAAAGCGCUUCUUGAGUCUGAGAAACGCAUAGGUACCCCAACACGUCGCUUGUAUUCUGAAAUGCGUUUCCUGCGUUUCUUAAGCCACUCAGAAGAACAUGAAGAAGUUCUACAUCACCCAGUAAUCAAAGCGUUCCUACACUUGAAGUAUAAGCGAAUAACAUGGCUAUUGAGGCUGAACUUCAUCUUGUACUUCACAUAUGUGCUUGCUUUUAGUUCAUUCAUAUGGGUGCAGUAUAGUAACACGGAGAAGCGCGACACCACUGCAUGGAUCGUCUUGAAUGUGUUAACGUGGGUGUGCUUGGUACCAAUCGCAGUAAGAGAAAUCUUUCAAAUGAUUCACCCGAAAUCGUACUUCAGAAACGUUCAGAACUACAAAGAUAUGUUAAUGCUUUCUGGCACAGUAUUCACCCUAAUUUUUACUCCCCAGAAUGGUAUUGGUAUGUGGUGGACAACCCUAACGAUAAUUCUCUCGUGGUUUGAACUAUUAUGGCUUUGUGGCCGUUUCCAAACACAUGCAAUGUAUGUCGAGAUGUUCAGAACGGUUUUGCGAAAUUAUACUUACUUCUUCACCAUAUUUUCUUUGAUCAUCUUAGGGUUCUCGUUCUCUUUCUACGUGGUAUUCUCCUCAGACAGAAAUACAAUUCCCAGCAACGACACGACGGUUGACACUGUACAUUACUUCUCCCACCCCCUGUUCACUUUAUUCAAAAUAGUCAAUAUGAUGGCUGGAGACAUGGCCCCAGACAUCACUCUCAAUUUAGACGUCGUCCUUGCAUGCUUCGUUGUCACUCUUUUCAUGUUCUUUCUACCAAUCGUUCUUUUAAAUCUGCUGACAGCACUCGCGGUAUCUGAUGAACAAAAGAUAAGAGAAAACGCCGAGAUACUCAGCCUGAAGUCACAGAUCGACUGUCUCUACGAAAUGGAAAAAAUUGCAUCACGUCACUACGAGAUCACUAAAGCACUGAAACUCAAGUUUCUCUAUGAUCGAUUGAGAAAAGUGUGGCUCUUCCGAAAAGGAUCAGAAAAAAAUCGGCUGGAAGUCUGGCCUAACAAAGGACAAAUUGGUGAACUGGUAAGUGAGUUGGGCGGUGAAAAAAUAGACACACCUGUGUCCGGCACGAUAGACAUGAGUCUAAUAGAAGAAGCCAAGCAACUGUUGGCAGAACGGCCGAUAUUGUCAGAGAAAGAGGGCUUCGAACAACUCCAUAAACUCGUCGAACAGUUGAAAAUUGUUCAGAUGCAGAUGGAAAACUACAAAGUGGAGCUGGAAAAUACGAAGAAGCCAAAACGUCUGUAAACUGUCUCUGAGUGCGUCUAGGCAUAUUACUUGCUAAUGCCUGGUUUUCUUCUGGAACAGUAUAGGAAACGAGACUACGACAUCAAGAGUUUCAUGAUACAUAGAAUUUAUAAACUGGCGACCUUUGUUAACCCAGCCAACAGAAGAACGUUCGUAGGAGGAAAUGAUAAUCUUCUGUAAUACUACUUACGGGCCAGUAUGCCUUGUGCAUCUUUCUUCCCUGGAGACGAAAAUAAACGCAAACCCCAAAAUACUGUGUCUCGUUUCUCAUUUGCCCGGAAUACUCGAUUGAAUUAAUCUCUUUCUCUCCAAUUACACAGUGAUGCCCACGUUGCUCAGUACAAACUCACUUGAU